AUGAUUGAUAUUUUCAGAAGUAUUCAGACUUUGAUUAAAUUAGGAACUGUUCAUACCGACAAUAAUGUAUUUAAGUUACAUUAUAAAAUUACUGUAAUGUUGUUAGCGGGGUUCUCCAUAUUAUUAACAAGCAAACAGUAUUUUGGAGAACCCAUUGAUUGCGAUGUAGAACAAAGAAAAGACAUUAUAGAUACAUUUUGUUGGAUACAUGGAACUUUUAUUGUGGAAGAAAAUUUAGGUGAUUCCCGUGUACCUGGUUUGGGACUAAUUAGUUCCAAAGCAAAUGAGCCUCACGGGAAAGAUAGCCCUACGUCUCGUCAAACUUAUUACCAAUGGAUUUGUCUAAUUUUUGGAUUCCAAGCAGUUCUUUUUUAUUUGCCCAGAUAUUUAUGGAAAGCUUGUGAAGCAGGAAGGCUGAAAGAACUUGUAGGAGAGUUUGGAGGGCCACUUGUUUCUGAUAAAUGGAAUCCAACCGAAAGGGAUAAAUUAAUGGCAAAUUUCUUAGGAAGUACAUAUAUACACAAUAUGUAUACAUUUAGGUACUGCUUUUGUGAAGUCCUCAAUAUGUUAAAUGUGAUAGCAAACAUCUAUUUCAUGGACUGGUUGGUAACAGGAGAAUUCUCUGCAUAUGGAAUAAACCAUGCUACUUAUAAAACUAUUAAUCCCAUGAACAGAGUUUUUCCAAAAAUCGCUAAGUGUACCUAUUACAAAUACGGACCUUCCGGAGAUGUUCAACUUUUGGAUGCUCUCUGUAUACUACCUCUAAAUGUAUUAAAUGAAAAGGUCUUCCUUAUCCUGUGGUACUGGUUUUAUCUUUUAUUAAUUAUUUCUGUGUUAUGUGUUGUCUACAGGGGACUGUUUGUAUUUCUUCCUUCAUUUAGGACAUACCUGUUAAGAGCUCAAACUCGAAAAAUGGAUAGAAAAAAAGCAGAGUUUAUUAUUGAGAAAAUCUCCUAUGGAGACUUUUUUGUAUUGUACAAAUUCGGCAAAAACGUCAAUCCGGUUUUGUACAAAGAUAUUGUUAAUUCUUUGUAUGAACAGCUAUUUUCUAGAUAUCAGUACAGAAUACAAGACAUUUAAAAAAAUAGAACGGAAGAUAGUAGUAUGAAUGGACUGUUAUAAUUCCAGAAAUAUCAAUCAUAAACUUACAUUUAACUGUUCUAACAGUUUCAUAUCCAGUAGUAAUUUAUCUUCUUUUAGAGUAUUGACAUCAGUGGAGAUUGGUAAGAUACUACAUGAGACCAAACCAUACUUUCGAAAAGUGUUUUUCGAUUUAUUUCGAUACAAUACCUAUUAUUCCUAAGCUAUUAUAUUGUUUAGCUAUCUGGUAUGCAUUUUCCUGUAGAUUUUUUACUUCUAUCGUCACCUGUAGCGUUUUUCUCAAA
Diabrotica balteata is the source of this 1385-nucleotide messenger RNA. The record is from the annotation of a GenBank genome assembly. Lineage: Eukaryota; Metazoa; Arthropoda; Insecta; Coleoptera; Chrysomelidae.